This is a messenger RNA of Peronospora belbahrii, 2661 nucleotides long. Lineage: Eukaryota; Oomycota; Peronosporomycetes; Peronosporales; Peronosporaceae. The record is from the annotation of a GenBank genome assembly.
AUGGCAUUUCCAUACGAUGCAAUUGCAUCUCCUCGUACCAAGUCCCACGCGGCAAUUGAGAUGGAUGCAAAUACAAUACAAAAAGCACAAUCGUCUUCAUCUGAUUUCAAGUCAACAGGUACAGCGUCAGAGAAGACGUUGUACGACCAUGAUCUAGUCAUGGUCUUUCCACGACGUGAAGGUGGAGAGCAGAAGAAGCCUCGUGACUUUACACUAGAGAGUUUUCUACAUCUUAUGAUUGGGAAAGACUUGGAACGCAGCAAGUCUACGAACAAAAUUGUAGUGGAUCCAUUUCAGCGCGUAUUGCGUACGCCACGCUGUUUUCUAGACGACCGUGGCUGUGACGCUGUGAUGGAAACGAGUAUGGACCACAGUGAAACAGGUGAACAGCAUAGACUGGAGAUACAGCAGCAGUUUUUGAUGAAUGAGUAUAGAACGUUUAUUGGUUCUACUGAGCCUACGACAGAGACAAAAUUUUGUGAAUUGGUCGCGACGGCGAUUUCACGACGUGUGCAACUUGCAUGUGGUCUCACGACGCGCAUGUUCUUAAGCUGUGACGCGGAUGAGAUUAUUAUGACUAUCAAGACCGAUAACGACGAUCUGAAGAUUGAAGCUGACCGCUCGGAUUAUCGAUUGCAAGUAAGUAACAAACCUUUUUCGAGGACAUUACACAACGAGAAGCUCAAGACUUUGCAACGUGAGAUGGGAGAUAAAGAGUGGCAAACCUCAAUUGGCCACUUGAGACACACACGCGGCUUUGCAGAUGAAGGUGCAGAAUAUCCAGAGAUGGAUCCCUUGCUGGUGUCACGUGGAGAAGAGUUCCAUCCCGAGCUACGCAAAGCACUUGAUGUGUGGGGACACACUGAAGAGGCGGACGGUUUGUUUGUGGAAGAUGACACUUAUCGUCGCGUCGUUGGAAAUUACUGGAACCGCUUUUGGACGUCGAUCUUUGCGUUGCCUUACGACCCGUUGACGUAUUUUGCGCCAUUUGCUGAAUAUCGCCGGGAGGAAAAGUAUCAGCCAUAUUACCGCCGUUACCCGAUCAAAUGGGGUAAGAAGAAAGAGCAGACUUUAUUUACGCAAAAGGAUUGUCUUCGACUAGCUGAAGGUAUUGUAGAACGUCAUAUUAAUGCAGAUGCUCUCGAGGCAGCUGGAUACCUGGUGGGCUCUAUGUUUGCACUUCACGACGCAGACGCACUGCACGACCUGAGGCAUACGUGGGCUCUUCAUUGGACGAUGUUCUACCAACCUUUGCAUAAAAUCCGCUACUACUUUGGAGAGAAAAUUGCGUUAUAUUUUGCGUGGCUAGAGUUCUACACGAAGAUGCUUAUGUUUCCUGCAGUUGCGGGCAUCAUCACGUUUGUUUAUAUUGAAGCACGUCAGGCUGCUACGGGUACCAGCGAACAAGGCUACAUUCUUAUCGCCUUUGCCGUCUUUGUAGUUCUUUGGUCGUCCAUUUUUUCCGAAUCGUGGAAGCGCAAGAACGGUAUAUUGGAUUCGCUCUGGGGUCUAAGUGGCUUGCACGAAUCAUUCCGUUACCGCCCUCAAUUUCGAGGAACUAAAAGCUACCACCCGGUGACUGAUACAGAGGAAGUAACAUUCGAAAGUAAGGCAAAACGCCGCCGUGCGUUCGUCAUCUCCGUGUUUAUUGUCACGUUAAUGGUCGGAAUUGUGGUUAUUGCUCUUUUUGGUUUGUUUGUCCUCAAGCACUGGAUCAACAGCACUGAUGAUUUGGGAGAUCAUCAUAUUGUUCCAGAGUACCGGACUACGCUGACAUUUGGUGUGACUGUGGCAAACGCCAUUCAGAUUUUGGUGCUGAAUAUGGCUUACCGGAAUGUGGCACGCUACUUGAAUGACCUCGAAAACCACCGUACGGACGCUGAGUACGAAAGCUACUUGAUCAUUAAAGUUUUUAUGUUUCAAUUUUGCAACUCCUUUGCGUCUUUCUUCUAUAUUGCUUUCGUGAAGCGCAUUGCUGAAGGCUCUUGUCUGUAUGAAGAUGACUGUAUGAAGGAAUUACGCGACCAGUUGUUAACUUUGUUCUUGAUCCGAAUUGUGGUGGGAAAUACAACGGAAGUGGCGAUGCCAUAUUUAAAAUAUCGAUACCAGCUCUUUUCCGAACGCAAAGCGGCAAACGGUGAAGACAAGGUUGGUCACAACUACAUUGAAGAGCAGGCUAAGCUGGUGCCGUACGAGACCAAUGAAGCAUUUGAGGACUACAAUGAGAUGGUCAUCCAGUAUGGCUUUAUCAACCUAUUUGUGGUGGCAUUCCCGCUGACACCAGUGCUUGCGCUGGCAAACAAUGUGCUGGAAGUCCAUGUGGAUGCUGUGAAGCUCUGUUUUGUUCACCGCCGACCAUUUCCCCACCCGGCUAAGGAGUAUUGGCACCAAAGUGGAACUGUUCGAGCCUUUACUUUUGUGGUAGCGUGUCAGGUGUGUUUGGUUUUGGCGGUCCUUGUCGAACGUUUGGUGCCGGACAUGCCUCAAGAACUCAAGCUGCUCCUUGAGCGCUCUGAACACAUUGUGAAUGUUGUCUUCAAGGGGAUGUUUGAGGGCGAUUCAUCCCACCUGAACGAGGUUGCGGAGCGCUUGGACCUCCAGAUUUACCCCAAUGCUCAAUGGGAAGCAGCGAAGCAGCAUUACCCGUGGAUCAAGAACUGA